This is a messenger RNA of Humulus lupulus (European hop), 327 nucleotides long. RefSeq lists its product as uncharacterized. Lineage: Eukaryota; Viridiplantae; Streptophyta; Magnoliopsida; Rosales; Cannabaceae. The record is from RefSeq and is a predicted model, not a curated record. The transcript has 2 exons. Bases 1 to 327 code for a protein of 108 amino acids.
AUGUCCCCUUACCGCUUGGUUUAUGGGAAGGCUUGUCGCUUGCCCGUGGAGUUAGAGCAUCAACCUUAUUGGGCCAUUAAGAAGCUUAAUAUGGAUCUCCAAGCUGCUGGGGAAUCUCGCAUGAUGCAAUUGAAUGAGCUUGAGGAGAUGAGGUGGUCAGGGCCAUUCACAAUCAUCAAGGUGUAUCCUCAUGGGGCUGUUGAAGUAAGGGAAGAUCAGUCUGGUAGAGAGUUUAAAGUGAAUGACCAGCGACUGAAGCAUUAUUGGGAAGGAGAGGUCGACCGAGUGAAGACCUCCAUUACUUUGGAGGAUGCAUGGAGUGGAUGA